This is a messenger RNA of Cinclus cinclus, 1224 nucleotides long. RefSeq names its product GDP-mannose pyrophosphorylase B (gene GMPPB). Gene Ontology annotation, biological process: cell wall mannoprotein biosynthetic process; GDP-mannose biosynthetic process. The record is from RefSeq and is a predicted model, not a curated record. The transcript is spliced from 8 exons. Lineage: Eukaryota; Metazoa; Chordata; Aves; Passeriformes; Cinclidae. Gene Ontology annotation, molecular function: GTP binding; mannose-1-phosphate guanylyltransferase (GTP) activity. Bases 15 to 1166 code for a protein of 383 amino acids. Gene Ontology annotation, cellular component: cytoplasm.
GCUUGAGACGCGGGAUGCGGGCCCUGAUCCUGGUUGGCGGCUUCGGGACGCGGCUGCGGCCGCUGACCCUGAGCCGGCCGAAGCCGCUGGUGGAGUUCUGCAACAAGGCGGUGCUGCUCCACCAGCUGGAGGCUCUCCGGCAGGCGGGCGUCAGCCAUGUGGUGCUGGCGGUGAGCUACAUGUCGGACGCGCUGGAGGCCGCCAUGCGAGAGCAGGAACAACGGCUCGGCAUCCGUAUUUCCAUGUCCCACGAGAAGGAGCCGCUAGGCACAGCGGGGCCUCUGGCGCUGGCGCGGGAUCUGCUGGCCGAGGACGGGGAGCCCUUCUUUGUCCUCAACAGCGACGUGAUCUGCGAGUUCCCCUUCGCGGCGCUGGCCCGUUUCCACCGGCAGCACGGCGGCGAGGGCUCUCUGGUGGUGACCCGCGUGGAGGAGCCGGCCAAGUAUGGCGUGGUGGUGUGUGAGGCUGACACCGGCCGCAUCUGCCGCUUCGUGGAGAAGCCGCGCGUCUUUGUGUCCAACAAGAUAAACGCCGGGCUCUACAUAUUUAACCCUGGCAUCUUGCAACGCAUCCAGCUGCGCCCCACCUCCAUUGAGAAGGAGAUCUUCCCAGCCAUGGCACAGGAUGGGCAGCUCUACGCCAUGGAGCUACAGGGCUUCUGGAUGGACAUUGGGCAGCCAAAGGACUUCCUUACGGGCAUGUGCAUGUACCUGCAAGCACUGCGGGCUCAGCACCCUGAGAAGCUACACUCGGGGCCCGGUGUCGUAGGGAAUGUGCUGGUGGACCCCAGUGCCAAGAUUGGGGCAAACUGUGUCAUUGGCCCCAACGUGACAAUUGGGGCCGGUGUGGUGGUGGAGGAUGGGGUACGCAUCAAGCGCUGCACUGUGCUGGAAGGGGCCCGCAUCCGCUCUCAUUCCUGGCUGGAGUCCUGCAUCGUGGGCUGGAGUUGCUCUGUGGGGCAGUGGGUGAGGACAUGGCAGGAGCUGGGCACUGGGCCCCGAGCCCAGGGAUGUGACAGGGCCUCUCUGGGACAGGUGCGCAUGGAGAACGUGACUGUGCUGGGCGAGGACGUCAUCGUCAACGACGAGCUCUACCUCAACGGGGCCAAUGUGCUGCCACACAAAUCCAUCGCCGAGUCUGUGCCAGAGCCACGCAUCAUCAUGUAGCAGCCUCCAGCAUUCCCUGUGCUCCCAGCACUCCUUGGAUUAAAUAUUUAUAUUUCCA